This is a messenger RNA of Cervus elaphus (red deer), 1160 nucleotides long. RefSeq names its product BCL2 like 12 (gene BCL2L12). Lineage: Eukaryota; Metazoa; Chordata; Mammalia; Artiodactyla; Cervidae. The record is from RefSeq and is a predicted model, not a curated record. The transcript is spliced from 7 exons. The coding region runs from base 144 to 989 and encodes 281 amino acids. Gene Ontology annotation, biological process: regulation of apoptotic process.
GUCCUAAGAAAGGAAAGUUUAUACACGUUCAGAGGAGGAGGAGGUGGCGGCGGCGGGGGCCGAGGACCAGGUGAGCGGGACGUGCGCGAGGGCUUGGAGAGAAGGAAAGAAGAGGGAGUCGGGAUCCAGGAGCGGGUGCUCCCAUGGCGGGCUCGGAAGAGCUGGGGCUCCGGGAGGACACGCUGAGGGUCCUAGCUGCCUUCCUUAGGCGGGGUGAGGCUGUGGGGUCUCCCAUUCCGACGCCACCCAGGAGCCCUGCCCAGGAGGAGCCAACAGACUUCCUGAGCCGCCUUCGAAGAUGUCUUCCCUGCUCCCGGGGGCGAGGAGCCGUUCCCCCUGAGUCCCCUCGGCCUUGCUCCCUGCCACUCCGACCCUGCUAUGGUUCAGAGCCCGGCCCUGCUACCCCAGAUUUCUAUGCCCUGGUGGCCCAGCGGCUGGAACAGCUGGUCCAAGAGCAACUGAGAUCCCCACCUAGUCCAGAAUUACAGUGUCCCGCACCCACAGAGAAGGAAGCCCUGCUGCGAAAGCUGGUGGCCUUGCUGGAAGAGGAGGCAGAAGUCAUCAAUCAGAAGCUGGCUUCAGACCCAGCCUUGCAGCGCAAACUGGCGCGCCUCUCUGCCAGUUCCUUCAGCCGCCUAGUGGAGCUCUUCUCUAGCCGAGAGGUCAGCCCUCGCCCAAGCCAAGCACUACCGUGCCCUGGGCCUCCGCCACCUUCCCCGGAACCCCUGGCCCGCCUGGCCCUGGCCAUGGAGCUGAGCCGGCGCGUGGCUGGGCUGGGGGGCACCUUGGCCGGACUCAGUGUAGAGCAUGUGCACAGCUUCGCGCCCUGGAUCCAGGCCCACGGGGGCUGGUCUCUGCUCUCACUCGGCCAGUGUGGACACAGCUGUGAGUGGAGGACGCCUCUCCGCUUACGGGAGUCUGCCACUUUUCCCUUCCAGGAGGGCAUCUUGGCAGUUUCACCUGUGGACUUGAACUUACCCUUGGACUGAGCUUUCCCUCAGAAGUUGCUGCAAGAAGUUCCCUCACGUCCCUGCACUCUUUCCAAGCCUUCCUAUUCCACUCAGGGCUGUGGGGUGGUGCCCACCCUCUGUUUUUUGCCAAAAAAAAAACCAAAAAAAAUCUGUUUAAAAUGUUUUCACAUUAAAAAACUUUUUCAAGUA